Messenger RNA from Zerene cesonia (dogface butterfly), 1468 nucleotides. It is a transcript of the gene SpdS, whose product is annotated as spermidine synthase. Gene Ontology annotation, biological process: spermidine biosynthetic process. The coding region runs from base 280 to 1146 and encodes 288 amino acids. The record is from RefSeq and is a predicted model, not a curated record. Gene Ontology annotation, cellular component: cytosol. The transcript is spliced from 4 exons. Gene Ontology annotation, molecular function: spermidine synthase activity. NCBI's taxonomy places the organism in Eukaryota, Metazoa, Arthropoda, Insecta, Lepidoptera, Pieridae.
GAAACUCUGACUGCAGUGUCGCCUGUCGUUCAAAAGUGGAAGACGUACGUAUUUUAUAAUCAUAAAACUAAAUAAGUUGUUAUCUUCUCUGUAUCUGUUUUCGUAUAACAAACAGGUACCGUAGUAAUCAAAUCGCUAUCAGUAUAUUAUUAUUUUAAUGAAGUUCACUUCUUAUACAUUACUUAGUUUAAUUUAUUCAAUACCUCCGAUAACAAAUUUAGUUUACUUGCGAGUUGUUGUAAAGCGAAAACGUGUUUGGAGUUCGAUCGAGUGUUAGAAAUGGAUACAUUGAAAAAGAAUUGGUUCACUGAAGUAUGUGAGAUGUGGCCUGGUGGCACUUUUUCUUUUGAAGUAAAAGAAGUUCUUCAUAAAGAGAAGUCUAUGUAUCAAGAUAUCUUAGUCCUGGACACAACAAGCUUUGGCAAGGUCCUUGUUUUGGAUGGAAUCAUUCAGUGCACACAGAAAGAUGAAUUUUCAUAUCAGGAAAUGAUAGCGUUCCUGCCACUCUGCUGCCACAAGAAUCCUGAAAAGGUCCUCAUUGUCGGUGGAGGAGAUGGCGGUGUUGCGAGAGAGGUGGCAAAACACCCAAAAGUUAAGGAAAUUGUUCAGGUAGAAAUUGAUGAAAAAGUAAUUGAGGUGUCCAAAAAAUAUCUUCCAUCUAUGGCAGUGGGAUUUGAGAGCGAAAAGUUAAAAUUACACGUCUGCGAUGGCUUUGAAUUUAUGAAAAAUCAUAGUCGAGAAUUUGACGUCAUUAUUACAGACAGCAGUGACCCUGUAGGUCCAGCUGUCAGUUUGUUCCAAGAGAAUUACUUUUCGCUGAUGAAAAGUGCUUUAAAACCGAACGGAGUUGUGUGUUCACAAGCUGGUACUUUUUGGUACAGCAUGGAUUUAGUCUCGAGCACAUUAAACAUUUGUAAAAAUCUAUUUCCUAAAGCAGCCUAUGCGUGGACCUCUGUCCCGACGUAUCCCUCCGGGCAAAUUGGGUUUGUGAUUGGUUCACUCGACCCUGACGUACAAUUUGACAAGCCCGCCAUUACGUUUUCCCGCCAAGAGGAGUUGUCUAUGAAUCUUAGGUACUAUAAUAGUGACAUACAUAAGGCUGCGUUCGUUCUUCCCACUUUUGUGAAAAAUCAAUUACAUAUCUAAUUAUACAUCUCAUUUUGAAUUUUGUACUUAGAUGUGCAUUUAUAUUAUCCUAAGCAUAAUAUCAUGUCUACAGUAAAAACUAGAUAAGUGUUAUUUUUUGAGGGUUUUACAUGAAUACUCACGAAAGAUCUAAAUUAUGUUAAUGACAUUCCAUUUACAUUCCUGUUUUUUUUUUUAUAUUAAGUGUAAAUUGUAUUAAAUCUUCUAAGCAAUAUGCUGCUGUAAUAAGUUUGCUCAAAUACAUUACUGUUACAAAUGUUUUGAUUGUUGUUACAUAUAUUUAUAAAUGUUAUAUCAGGUACAUUAAAUUUUAUUUUUUAUA